Molecule: messenger RNA, 702 nt
Organism: Astrephomene gubernaculifera
Lineage: Eukaryota; Viridiplantae; Chlorophyta; Chlorophyceae; Chlamydomonadales; Astrephomenaceae
Source: the annotation of a GenBank genome assembly
CUUGAGGGCAUGUGGUGGCGCUGCUGCUGCUUCCGGAUGCUACGACAGCGCUGCCGAGAAGGAUUCGACAGGAGUACGACACUCCUUGCGAUCCAGCGCGACGACAUCCGUACGGCAGCAGCAACGGCUGGAUGGAGCGGGCUCGCCUGGCGUUUACCACGGCCCGGAUGGCCGCAUGGUGAUGUCGCGACCCAUGGGUCAGCUGGAGGUCGCCUUGCCGGAGCCGCGUGGCGCCUGCGGCUGGAGCGAGGCGGAGUUCAGCGCCGCUAGGUUUGACGGCGGCGCAGGCGGGCGGGUGAUGGUGUGCACCGGCAGCAAGUGCCAGCGCAGGGGCGCAGCGGGGGUGCUGCGGGCGGCGAACGCGCUGGCUGGGGGCAACCCAGCCAUCCAGGUGGCACCCUGCAAGUGCCUGGGCAAGUGCUCGGCGGGAGCCGCGUUGAGAGUCAAGAGCAGCAGGGUGCCGCAGCAGUUGCAGCAGCAGCAGGGUGAGGCGACGUGCGCAACAACAGCAACGACAACAUACACGGAGGUGCGCCCGGCCGACCUGAGCGACGUGUUUGAGCGGCAUUUCGCACCUGCAGCCGCACCAGCAGUGGCAACCUGAGCGGCGCCUGCAGCGGCGACCUGAGUGGCGCAUGGUGAAAGUGGGAUUCCGAGGUUGUGGUGGUAGGCGGGGUGAUACCUGAUUACCGGUAUAGCAGG